UCGUCGCCUUAACGUAAAUAAACCUCCAAACACACGAGAGUUUUGAGAUUUAUUCUGCUGUAACAGACAAUAUUUACGCAGUUAAAGCUUUCUUCAGACAAUUUAUUUCUUAUUUCAUAGAAAAUACAUUUAUAAAAUCUAUUCAAGUAUUUAUGAGAUAAAAUAUCGAAAAGAUAGUAAAGCUUUAAAAAAGAUAAUAGUCCGUGAAAAACCCAAAGCGUAGAACAUACUAGAAGCGCGCUGCUUGUGAUAGACGAAGUUGUGAUUGUCUCAAAUACCGCCUCAUCUUUUCGACAAUGGCUGACAUUGCAGAGAUUCAGAGGGACAUAACAGAGCUGCAAAAGUUUGAAGCAGAAUCGACAAGAAGUAGAGUAAAAGACAUUCUUGCAGUUCAGAUCAGAAAGCUUCAAACUGAUCUCAAAAGGCAUGAAGCAGAACUCAGGGGUGCAAGUUCAAGCUCAGAUGCACUUUCUGAAAAAGGAACUGUUUCUUUGCCAAGAACUCCAGUCUACACAGAGAUAAUUAAAAAUUAUGCUUGGGACCAGUCAGAUAACUUCUUGAAGCUAUAUGUAACUCUGAAAGGGAUACACAGCCUCAGCAAAGAUCAUGUUAGCUGUGAGUUUGCAGAUCAGUCUUUGAAAUUGUAUGUUCGAGGUCUCGAGGACAGAAACUGGGAACUGCAUAUUGCGAAGCUGAGUGAAAAAAUAGUGCCAUCAGAAAGCAUUUUUAAGGUAAAAACAGAUAUGGUGCUGUUGAUGGCAAAAAAGAGAGAAAGUGGCAAGAAAUGGACUUACGUUACUGAACAGGAAAAGAAAGCAAAAGAACCCAAAAAGCCCUCACUUGAUGAGAAGGAAGAUCCCAGUGCAGGGAUUAUGAAACUGCUCAAGGAUAUGUACGAUGAUGGGGAUGAUGAAAUGAAGCGCUCUAUUCAAAAGGCAAUGUAUGAGUCACAGAGUAAACAGUCCAAGGGAGACUUCGGCAUUUAAUUGGAUCGUAAUAGGGACAGAAAUUAUUGAAAACAAACAUAGCAGACAACAUUAAGGUUUUGGACAUUAAAAAUUGUUGAGGGUGGAAGAAAAACUGAAGGAUAUGGUUAUUUUAAACCAUAUAUUUGUGAACAGGAGUUGGUAGAUGCAAGUUAAACUAAUGAUUUUUUUCGUUUAGGCUAAAAAAUGAUGCUGUCACUUUUUCAUAUGGUUUUUGUAAUUGUUGUAUAAUUGUUUUGUCUAAUGACUAAGUGAAAGUGAUGUAUUCCAAAGGUAGUUACUAAAGUAAACAAAAGCAAAUAAUUGUCCCUGAUAAGGUUUUGCUUUUGUGGUUUUAACAGAAUUCCAACAUAUUGGCCAUAUUAAAAAUUAAAGACAUAGUUGCUGCCGUUUUGAAUCUUAUAUUUUCAUGAAAAAGAUAAAAAAUGUGAAGCUUGUUUGACAAAAUUGUUAAGAAGUUUAACUGUGUACAAGUUUUCAGUUUUGAUUUGAAAUACAUACUGUGGAGAUUACAGUAGAUUGUGGUUGUCAGUGUGAAUAUCAGCAUUUAUUGAAAAACAGUGGGUUUGUCUUGGAUGGGGAUAGUCUAGUCCUCACCUAUACCCAGCAACUGAUGAUUGAAACAACUUGCAAAACCAUUUCAUCUUUUGUAUCUGCAUACUUUAUUUCAAAAUAAAAAUUUAGAAACGUUUCAUAUGGUAUGCAUCACAUUAAAGCGUAGCAAAUUAAUAAAACAGCAUAGUAUACAAAGAACGUAAGAUGCCAGGAAAAAAUCCCUAGACGUGAAAAAAUUUGUUCAUAUUUUAUAUAUCACUUUUUAUAAACAACUGAGUAUUCUUCAUGAAUAUUUGUUCAAGAAUUCAGAUUGGUUCUGAGUAAAUUAUCUUUCAGUGCUUGUUGGUAUUGGAAUAGCAUGAAUUUUCUAAGUAACGAAUAAAAACGAAAAAAUUGCCUAGAUUAAAAACUGUUCAACAAAUAAUGUUUUAUCAGAUCAGAAUCAUUUGUCUGUGUUUACACUUCAAAUAUCAACACCUUGAACUUGAGAAUUUUGCUACAUAAUCUUGAUUGCUAUCAUGUCAACAGGCAAUGUGUCAGGUCAAGUACAGCAAAUAACCUAAGUGAAAAUCUUUGUAUGAAUUAUAUUGACCUAGAUACACUGUUAAUACCUGGUAAGCAGUGAUCUUAAUACUUAUGUGUGUAGCUAUUAGCAACUUUAAUUUGAAUAUUACAAAGCAUAAAGGAAUUAAAAAAAACAAAAAACCAG
Molecule: messenger RNA, 2250 nt
Organism: Pomacea canaliculata
Lineage: Eukaryota; Metazoa; Mollusca; Gastropoda; Architaenioglossa; Ampullariidae
Product: calcyclin-binding protein-like
Exons: 6
Coding region: 297-986 (229 amino acids)
Biological process (GO): heart development
Cellular component (GO): nucleus
Molecular function (GO): tubulin binding; S100 protein binding; ubiquitin protein ligase binding
Source: RefSeq, a predicted model, not a curated record